This is a messenger RNA of Corythoichthys intestinalis (scribbled pipefish), 1522 nucleotides long. RefSeq names its product protein phosphatase 1 regulatory subunit 12B-like. Gene Ontology annotation, molecular function: phosphatase regulator activity; enzyme inhibitor activity; protein kinase binding. Gene Ontology annotation, cellular component: cytoplasm. The coding region runs from base 125 to 676 and encodes 183 amino acids. Lineage: Eukaryota; Metazoa; Chordata; Actinopteri; Syngnathiformes; Syngnathidae. The record is from RefSeq and is a predicted model, not a curated record. The transcript is spliced from 7 exons.
AUCACUUCAGUGUCUAAUGGACCAGUCACUAUCAUGGGAGGAAUACGGCUUAAAUGAGGUUUUUGUCAGGGAAUAUUUUCAUUGACGUGAAACAGCUGUCCAUAAAGGCUUUUGGGACCUGGCCAUGUCGUCCCAAAUGUCUCUUAUCAAAGAUCAUCCCCGCAUCACGAAGUCCACUUCAGACUCUUCUUCGUCUUCGUCAUCCUCCGCCAGCGAGAGCCUGAGGCAUGAGCGAGUAUCAAGACUGAACUCCCAUGGUGUGUCGGAUGCCUCCAACGAGGCAACAAAAAACCACGCCGAGUCGUAUUUCUCAAGACGGGAGAACAGACUAUCAGCUAGAAAAAAGGCAGAAGAGGAGAUCGCGCGAAAUGAUUAUAAAAAGAUGUAUGAGAAAGCACUGGCCACUAAUCAGAGGCUCAAGUCAAGACUGGAAACCAGUAAGCAGGAAUUGGUUGUGAUUCAGGAGCAACUGCAAAGAGCUCAGCAAAAGGAGAGAAAGAGUGAACUUGGAUGUAACAUGCUUGAAACAGAAAAAAAGGACAGUCGGAGUCUAAGGAAGAAGAUAUCCGACAUGGAAGAUCAAGUGAAGGCCAAAGUAGAACUCCACACGGAAAACCAAAGACUGAAGGAUGAAAAUGGAGCGUUGAUCCGUGUCAUCACUAAAUUAUCCAAGUGAUUCCAUCCAAAUUGAAUGAAGGAGGGAUCAUGUGAUUUGUACGACCGUUUACGUGUCUAAGAAUCACAACACAGGUUAUUUCCAUCCUAUUUAUUUUUUUCUCCCUCUGGGACAGGUAAAUCACAUUACGAGUGCAGACACGAUCCAUGUGGCAUUAUUCAACAUUCCAGAACAUAAAUUCAAAUAAAACUCUAGGCCUUAUGGUCAGGAUUAUCACCAUGGAAACUGUGACCCUUGUAGUCCAUCAGCAACAAAUAUGGCUACCUGGCUUUUCCUUCAAAUCUGCUGUUUAAACUCGAUAACACAAACAAGUACUGAAGAAAUUAGAUUGCUUCAUUCACAAAAAAUUCACGUACUUGUCUGUUAUGCAGUUAUUUUUAGUAGUUUUCAUGUGUUUUAUUAUUAUUGUUGUUGUUUUAUUUUAGCUUCACUAUGAGGAGAGUCCACGUUUGUUAUUUCAUAUGCAUGUUCAUGGUGCCACCCAGUGACCAAGAUUGGAAAAGCACCCUCCAGUUCCUACUUUUGACAUGCUUUACCAUUCAAAUUGUGUUUAUAUUUACGUUAAUUGUUUGAAUAAUAAAAUACAAAAGAAACUGCCCUGGUUAUUGUUUUCAUAGGGCUGUACAGGGGACAUUAUGGAGUAUAAUUGGGGACAUGAAUGGACUUGACAGGGAAGAAUAGGACUUAUAUCAGGGGAGCCAAACUUUCCUUCCACUAUCAUUUGUUAAACCCGAUGAUAUUCAGGAUAUCUUCUAAUUACACAGCACUUAUACAUAUGUGUGUGUUCGGGAUGUUCUGAUCACGUCACCAAGCCCGAUCACGUCAUUUUCAGCGUACAGUAUUGGA